AUGGCGCGAGAAGUACGUAUCAUUCAUAGCAAUGGCGAAGAAAAAAUGGCAUAUCGAAAUGAAAAUGGUUUUGUUCGUUCAACAAAUACGACGACACCAACAGCAACACCUGGAACCAAUACAGGCGAUAAUGAUCGAAGUCUUUUGGAUAAACGUGCUAUUCAAGAAUUAAUUAAACAAGUAGAUCCAAUGAUGCAAAUCGAUGAAGAAGUUGAAGAUAUGUUGGUUCAAAUAGCAGAAGAAUUCGUUGAUUCAACAUUAGCUGCUUCAUGUCAAAAUGCAAAACAUAGAAAAUCGAAUACUGUUGAAUCGAAAGAUGUUCAACUGUAUCUUGAACGAACAUACAGUAUGUGGAUUCCAGGCUUCGGUACGGAAGAUCCAAAACAAUAUAAAAAGUUUCUAACAAAUGACGUACUUAAGGCAUCAUUAAAAACACCAUACAUGUCGUCAACAGCAAAUGCUAAAUCAUCAAAUUCUAAACAGCAACCGUCUCAAUCUACUUAA
Messenger RNA from Rotaria socialis, 504 nucleotides. NCBI's taxonomy places the organism in Eukaryota, Metazoa, Rotifera, Eurotatoria, Philodinida, Philodinidae. The record is from the annotation of a GenBank genome assembly.